Scedosporium apiospermum is the source of this 4296-nucleotide messenger RNA. RefSeq lists its product as uncharacterized. NCBI's taxonomy places the organism in Eukaryota, Fungi, Ascomycota, Sordariomycetes, Microascales, Microascaceae. The record is from RefSeq and is a predicted model, not a curated record. The transcript is spliced from 7 exons. Bases 1 to 4296 code for a protein of 1431 amino acids. Gene Ontology annotation, molecular function: helicase activity; RNA-directed RNA polymerase activity.
AUGAUCCUCACGCUCGAGAAAAUCCCAAUCAAUCGUGCCCUCAAGUCCCAUCCUCUCGACCACUUCGUCCUCGUGUCAAUCGACCAGUUCCGCCAAUUGAAAACCCGACAAUCCGAUGAAGUUAUUCGCGCCGAAGGCCAACUCCAGCCCUCGAUAUGGUCAGAUUGCACCGCCUACGUCACGCGCUUUCUCCGAGAGGGGAUAUCCAUUCAGGGUGUCCAUUACAACUUUUAUGGACACAGCAACAGCCAGCUGAAGUCCCGAUCGUGCUUUCUCCUCGCCGGGCCUAAGGAUGAAGUGUCCCGAACCGUCGAGGCGCUGGGCGACUUUAGCAAGAUGAAGACGGUCGCGAAGAAGGCGAAAAGGAUUGGCCUGCUAUUUUCGGCCGCACAAGUCGCGACAACUGUGCCUUACGAUCGAGUUGAAGACAUUUCUGACGUUGAGAGCCCGGAUUAUCCUUACACGUACGGUUUUCUCAAUGACGAGGCCAUCAUACUCCUAGAAUCCGUCGGUAUAGAUCGAUCGAUCCUACUGAGAAAGCAAGAUGAACAUUUCAACCUUCUCGCCUCCGCCCGUACCGAUUUCCGCGCCGCUUUCUGCUUUCUAUCAUACAUAAACAAGCCCCAGCUAGCCGAGAAGGUCCUUAUGGAAGGAGUCGAGUCGACGCAGAGCCAGAUCAAGAAGUUCGUCAAUGCCGAAUUCGGCAAGAUGUUGAACAAGAAGGAAGAGCAGAAAUGCCGCAUCUUCGUCCGAAAGUCCCGCUUGCUGUUCGGAGUCUGUGAUGCGUGGAACGUCCUCAAGGAAGGGGAGUGCGCUGUCAAGGUCACGAUGGAAGGCAACGGUGUUCCCUACGCCCUCAAGAAUACCGAAGUCUCCGUCAUUCGAAACCCUUGCCUUCAUCCAGGAGAUUGGCAAAAGUUCAGAGCUGUGGAGGUUGCUGAGUUGGCUCACUUGGUGGAUUGUAUCGUCUUUCCGACGCGGGGCAGGAGACCUGCUGCCGACAUGAUGUCUGGAGGCGAUCUUGAUGGAGACCAAUUCUUUGUUUGCUGGGACAUGGACCUGAUCCCCCCAAAGCUCUCCGAGCCCGCUCUGUACCCCGGCGUCCGCGAGCCAUUACGCUUCAAGCCCAUCACAGACGACGACCGCCUAGUCUAUUUUGCAAAGUAUACCAAUGCAUCUCUCGGCCAGGUCAAGAAUCUCUACCUCGGUUGGGCUAGGGCAAUCGGACCAAUGAGUCCCGAAUGCCAGGAGCUCAAUCGAUUGUUCUCUCAGUGCGUCGACGGGAAUCGAAUCAAGAUCCCGGAAAGGUUAAAGACCCCGCCGAAUCCACCACCGGAUGCACCCCGAUUCAUCCUUGAUGAGCUCCAUAGUCGAGCUAAAGAGUCGAUACGCCAGCAUAACCAAGCGGCAGCACAACAGGACCAAGACUGGGACGGGUAUGAGCCCGAUGCGGUGGAACUGCUUUUGGCCCAUGACGAUAUCGCCAUGUCAGAGUUUGAGGUGUUCAAACUCGCACUCCGAUGGUGUCAGCGCAAUGAGGGCUCCAUCGAGGAAUUGCUUCAUUUAUUUGACUUCAACGCCCUCACCGCGGAAGAGAAGGCAUGGGUCAUCUGUCGCCUUCCGCCCUCUAUCAGCUCGCCAAGCCUCAUCAUGAACGCCUUAUGCUCUUCGAAUCUACUUAACGAAAGCGAGCUUAGCCAAUACCAGCUAGACAUUCCAAGGGUACGAUGGAAACGGGUGUACGAUUCCGAACGAGGAGAUCGACUGGCCACAUUCCUGAACGCAGCGACCAAAUACCUCGAACUAUUCCACCGCAAGCUCAUCGUGUUUCGGCCUGACGAAAGGCUCACUCUUGCCAUCUAUGUCCCCCAGAAAAUCGACCGUGCCCAGGACUGCGUCGUGGACGAUAAAGUCCGACUCUUUGCCUUUCCGCACUCACAGGGUCACGAGAGACAGAGCCGACUGUCGUUACCUACGAAGAUGACGUACCGCCUCUACAGCGAUGACAACAUUUUCCAGCUGUUUGAGAACGCUCGGAGUAAUUCGUGGAUCUUUAUCUCGCGGCCCGGAUCGAAUGAUAGCGAGUAUCGGAACAUUGCUGACACUGGUGAUAGGAGACGAGCGAAACAAGCAACUAUCGAUGCAGGGAUUAAUUUUGAGAUACGUGCAAGUAUUGCAUUGGAUAAGUUUAGCAAGGGCCUCCAGAGGCAUGUCGGCCGAGAAAUCUACAUAAUUAGCAAUAGAGACGUCAAGUCCAUGCAAAACCUCGAUCUUUGGCUCGAAUACAUAUCGACCGGCGAGAGGAUGCCUCUGGUCCAAGAGACCGUCAAGGAUUACACAAUACCGAAACUGCAUGAGAUCCUGUCACCCUCGAACAACCCCCCGAAGUUUCUGGUUCAGAUAUUGAAGCAUCACAAGGUCUCGGUUGUGCAAGACUUGGAAGGAGUUGACGGCUUUCUUCUCGUUUUCAACUCUCUUUUGCAGCUGGAUGAUAAGGCGACGUUACUUCGCAUCUUCGACCACUUACUAGUAAACCUUCACCUCGUUCGCUGUGACCCGAUCCUGGCGCUUGAUGCCAUGGUUGGAUUCUUACGGAAGGCUCCAUUUCUGGCAAUCUGCUUCGGGCGCUUUCCGGACUACGACAAAUUCCCCGAAGAGUUGGCUGAUGCUAUAAGAUCAUAUUUUCCGGUGAUCCUUCGAGCAUUUAUAUUGGCUGCAAACGACGCGAGCGAAUUCGUGGUCGAACCCUUCAAAGCAAUGCUCGCAAGGGUCCCGGACGGAAUGAUGCUAAUGAGAGAGUUUUCCGAGCUCGUGAGGCUCGCCUCGUUGACAGUUCGCUCGGUAGAACUAGUCAUGGAUCUCCUCCUUGCGUGCCUUGAGCCCGAGAGCGAGCGCGUUCUCUCAGCUGCCCCAGAAGUCACGCACCAUUUCGUCAGGAACAUGAUUGCUAUCGCCUUGGAUCACGUCGGAGAAGCAUCAGAACCCACGAAAAAGCCGAGGAGAUAUCUGCAACUGCGACCGACUGACAAGGAGGAAGAUGGAUAUCCCAUUAUAGAAGUGACGUUUCGCAUUGACGCUCCCGGCGGAACGCCAGAGCGUUCUUCCCACUUUGCUACCGAACGGGAGCAGUGUUGUCAGGUGGCAUCUUCCAUUCUAGGCAUGCCGUCUAGUGGCCUCGAUCUAGAGGUCGACCUUGGAAACGGAUGGCACCCUUUAGAGAAAUUGAACGACAGCCAGAACGCUGCCAUUCAAGCCGCUCUUGUGCAUUCACUGAUGUGCCUCUGGGGUCCACCUGGAACGGGGAAAACGGAGACAAUCGUGGAAACCAUAUGUGCCCUACAAGAAGCCCAUAAGGGCGCCAGAAUCCUUGUGACUGCCCCGACGCACAACGCCGUAGACAACGCAAUGCGGAGAUAUAUUCAACGUAUGAAGGAGCGAUCACACACAGGCGGUUUGCGCGCACUUCCAUUGCGUGUCUCUACCGAGGUUCGCAAAGUAGCAGAAGAUCUUCGCGGCUAUACAUGCGACGCAAUGGCCGAAAAAGAAGUCCACUCCGACUACAAAGCCAUGAACGAGGCGCGAAAAAGAGUAAAAGAAUCAAAGAUGAUAUUCACGACUUGCAUUGGUGCAGGAGUUGGGCUUUUACGCUCGGAGAAUUUCGAAAUCAUCAUCAUCGACGAGGCGUCUCAGCAGACGGAAGCCGCGUCUUUAGUGCCGCUGGUAAAGGGUUGUGGGAAGGUGAUAUUAGUAGGCGACCAUGUGCAAUUGAGGCCUACGGUUCAACAGCAUGCGGUUGCUGUUGGAUUUGAUGUGUCCCUCUUCGAGAGACUCUACAAGGAGCGAGGGACACCGCGAGACGAGACUGAAGAUACUCAAGAUGACGUCCACCACCGCACCAGCGGGAUCCAGCGACUUAUGUUGGAUACGCAGUACCGAAUGCAUCCUGAGAUAUUCUUGACGCCCUACACGCGCCAGGCGGACCUCUUAAAGCGCCUUACAUCUGGCUUCUCUGGGAUCGAGGUUUCAAGCAUCGACGGCUUCCAGGGUCGUGAGGCAGAUAUUGUUGUCUUCGUAACUGUGCGAUGUAAUGACCAUCGGGAGAUUGGCUUUCUGAAAGACUUGAGGAGGAUGAACGUCGCGCUGACGCGGGCGAGGGCUGGGCUGAUUGUUAUUGGGCAUAGAGGGACGUUGACUGAGGGGACGUCGGAUCCUGAGAGUGCCGAGAUGUGGAAGCGUCUCCUCGAUAGCCUGACCCACGUGGUGAUUGAACUAGAAGACGGCAAACAGGGGCCAUAG